UGGGGCGAAAAAUAAAAUAAAAGAAGAUGAACAAGCAGCCAGGAAUUUAUUCUGAUAUUGGCAAAAAUGCAACAGAUCUUCUGUAUGGAGAUUAUAUCAGACAAUCGCCAAUUCACUAUCUCGACAAUCGGCUUGAUUGGAGCUUAUACUUCAAGUGUCAAGUUAGUGGCAUUGCACCUGGAUUAGAUACACUUGUCAAGUUGUGCAUACCAGAUCAAACGUCUAAUAAGGUGGAAGUGCAGUACAUGAAUAAUUAUUUUGGAGUUGCAGCAGGCAUCAGUUUGACAAAAAGCCCACUGUUAAGUCUAUCUGGUGUCACGGGAAUUGGAUUUUCCAGCAUUGGAACUGAUAUCUCUUUCGAUACAGCAACGAAGACACUGGCAGAAUACAAUGCUGGUUUGAGCUUCAAUGCUGACAUUCUCACUGCUUCACUCACCUUGAGCGAUAAAGCUGACACUUUGAGAGCUCACUGUUACCGGCCAAUUCUACCCUUAACAAACACUGGGGUUGCAGCCGAGUUAACACAUAGAUUCAUCAGCAAACAGACGACUCUAACACUGGGAGCUCAACAUUGCCUGUUUCCUUUCAUGCUGAUUAAAGCUCGAGUUAAAAGUGAUGGAAGUUUGGGUGCUCUUGUCCAAAACAAUAUUUUCCCAGCACUUUCUCUGACUAUUGCAACAGAGUUGAAUGCCAUGGAUGCGGCGAAUACUGCUAAAUUGGGGUUUACUCUCGCUUUUAAGCACUGAGUCACAACAAUAUAGUAGUCUCUCACAAAGGCGUAUUAUCCUCGAGUAUUUCCUAUGACUAUUUAUGCAAAGCUAAGUCCAUAUCAUCCUAGAAUUACUCUGAAGACCAAAGGCGGAUCCAAGUUUAUGGGUUCAUACU
This is a messenger RNA of Solanum dulcamara, 885 nucleotides long. Its product is annotated as mitochondrial outer membrane protein porin of 36 kDa-like. Gene Ontology annotation, cellular component: mitochondrial outer membrane. Lineage: Eukaryota; Viridiplantae; Streptophyta; Magnoliopsida; Solanales; Solanaceae. Bases 27 to 746 code for a protein of 239 amino acids. The record is from RefSeq and is a predicted model, not a curated record. The transcript is spliced from 5 exons. Gene Ontology annotation, biological process: monoatomic anion transmembrane transport. Gene Ontology annotation, molecular function: voltage-gated monoatomic anion channel activity.